Molecule: messenger RNA, 3012 nt
Organism: Aureobasidium subglaciale EXF-2481
Lineage: Eukaryota; Fungi; Ascomycota; Dothideomycetes; Dothideales; Saccotheciaceae
Exons: 2
Coding region: 1-3012 (1003 amino acids)
Molecular function (GO): protein binding
Source: RefSeq, a predicted model, not a curated record
AUGGCUUACAACCAUGGAUACAAUUACGAUGCCCAAAGUAUACGACCCGACGACAGCAUCAGCCGUCGAGGCGACCAGGCCAGUGUCAGGAGCGCCGACAUGAACGACACUGGACCAUCAUCCGACGACGAUCCGGCAGACUCGCAUGUAUCGCAGGCGACUUUCAAGAAUGACCCUCCGACAACUCCCCCAUCGCGACAUGGCUCCUUCGGCGCAGCGCAGAUUCAAACACCGACGACCUUUGUCACGAGCAAGAAGGAGAGAGUGAGGUAUAGCUGGCAGUCCAUCCACGAGGACGAGCCCAACAGGCCAAGGAUCAACAUUGUCAAGAUUGUCUCCAACACCGCCACAGCAUCAGCCGCCUCUCCUCAGGGUGAAUCUCUGGCCUUUUCGCUGUCCCCAGCCGGAAAGAGGAUCGCUGCGUACAACUCAGCUAGGCUAUUCGUCUUUCAGACCGCAGCACUGCCGGUAAACGUGUCGCAUGAAUACGCCCUACGACGACGACCCCUGGCUGUCGACAUCUGUGACGACGCUCAUGUGCUUGCCGUACUCGUCGACGAGCACACCAUCAAUGUAUACCAUCUGUCGCGUAAUAAUGCUCGUCGCGUCAGGACCGUACGGACUGAUCUCCCGACAUCUACCAUCGCCUUGUCAUCCACAGGCGGUCUGCUAGCCACAGCUUAUGAGGGAGGAGUCGAAGUCUUUUCUCUGGCUCCCAGUGCUCUCAUCACUGAUCGUCGUGCUGUGAGAGCCCCGAAGAUGGACAAACUGGUCUUCUCUCACGAUGACUCGACACUGCUUGGAACAACGACCCGUAUCUUCACUUCUUCCACACUCGUCGUAUCUGUACCCGUGUUUUCUACCACUUCUUCCGGCGAUCCUUCGCAUGAGGAGCUUCAGGAAGCUUGGUGUACAGGUAUGCUAGAACCGCAGAACAUCAAGAACAGCAGUCACGCCACUUUCAUGCGCGAGGACGGCGCCAUGACCAACGACAAACUUUUUGCCUGGAAUGGCCUUGAAGACACGUUUGGCGUGCUUCAUACUCAAGAUAUGGUUUAUGAUCAAGUCGACUUUCCAGUCGCCAUUUCACCUCCACUAUCGACGUGUGGAGGACUUGGUGCCGCCAUACAUCAUUGUCCGUCCAUCGACGAGCACGGCAAGAUUGUGGCCAUGAUUGUCAAUGAUCGUACAGUCCGCUUGUACCUCGUCCCGACUGACACUGUAGAUGGCGUUUCAAAGAUUGAAGCACACAGCAUCGAUCAUGAACUGGACGAAGAAUAUGGAUGCCCCUUCACAGAUCUCCGCUGGGUACACUCGCGCCUUAAUAUGCCAGCCUCUGCACAUUCACCUCAUCAAAUCCGGGGUCGAUUGGUCGUAACUAGUCCAGGAUCUUUGAUUGAUGCAGACCAAGCAGAAGCGAGUGUGCAAGACGUGGAGGGUGGUCGAAUUAUCUUGUUCGACUUUGAUCCGCAGUUUGCCGGUCAGCCUGGCCAGACCUUUGUUUUUCAUGUCGGAAAAGCUCCACCAGUAUUGCUUGAAGAAGAGAAGAUGGAUGUCGCAGAUGAGAUUGCUUUGGUAAGGAGACGCACAGUGACUUCGACUCGAAGCAAUACACUCGGCAAGAAAACAUCGUCCCUCGGCAGAGCUGCGACUACUGUGUCACGACGCCAGGACGAGUCUUCCAAUCGCAACAGCGGCUCAGCCGGACUCAUACAACAGUUGACAGUGCAAACUACGCCCUGGAGGAGCAGCCGCAGGGUGAACUCUUCUAUCAUCUCUCUCUCUGCUGAUGCUGCUCGCUCACUACCUGAUCUACUCGAAGCAAGCGAAUCAGCUGCAGAAUCGAUAGAGCAGCCGUAUACUCAAGGAGCCCCUCGUUCAUAUCUUUCAAUGGAGCGUGCGACUACAGCCACCAAUGCGCAUCGAUUCCAGACACUAGAGGAGCGAGAAACGGAGGCAGAUCAGCCAGGCGACUUGCCUUUGCCGGCUUAUACUGAGCACCCGAAUCAACCACUGCCUGGCAAGUAUCGCGCUUUGGCAGGACUGGACAUCCCCACGCGUGGGCAGUUUGAGAGAAGUCCCGUAUCGGCAAUUGCUACAGCGCCUCCGACAUUCCAGGAGCAUCGCUUCCCUCCACCGACUUCAGCAUUGUCGCCUGCACAUGCAUUAUCUCAUCACAUGAACUCAUAUGGUCAAUCUGUUAGUCCGGUGAACCCUACCACAAACAUGGCUCCCCGAAGCAACUACAUUCCUAGUCCAGCAACAGCACAAUCAGGAACGUACAUGACGCUUCGCACGCAACCUUCUUGGGAGACCAUCAAUACGAGUGUGCAGACCACACCGCAUAGACCGUCGACUUUGCGAACCCAACCAAGCUGGGAGAGUGGCGGGACCUUGAGUUUCUUCUCUCCGGAGAUAUCCCAAGGUACUAGGACAGUGCCCACGAGUCCUGAACAUAUGCGACCACCUCAAAUGAUGCAAGGGCUGGGUCUACAAGAUUAUCGCCAUUCAAUGUUACUUCCUCAAAAUCGGAGUACGGAAGAGCGACCACGUACCACCGCUUCGGAUCCGCAAGUACGAGAGGAAGGGCCAGAGUACAUUCAUCACAGACCUCCUCACGUCAACGCUAUGCAAGCGGUCAACUACGCAGCAGCCAACAACCUCAUGCCCAGCACUAUCGCAGCCGAGCGUACAUCCGCGGGAGCUGUCAGCGCUAUCAGCACGAUCUCCGGCUCCAGCUCGAACCCCCCUCGUCCAGCUACCUCAACAGGCGCAGUAGGCUACCAAGUAACAGCUUGGUUCCCACCUCGCCCACCAUCCCCUAUCGACGACCGCCCAUCUCUGACCUCUCGCUCCAAAUCCGCUGGCAUAAUGCCUUCACGGCCACUGACUAGACCCAUUCACACUUCGCGAGAAAACACUCUAGAUACGGAAAUCAUGAAGCCAGAUCUACGGAGGAUUGGAAGAGAGGAUCGGAGGGGAGAUAUUACCGACGAUCGGGAGGGGUGUUAG